Molecule: messenger RNA, 888 nt
Organism: Triplophysa rosa
Lineage: Eukaryota; Metazoa; Chordata; Actinopteri; Cypriniformes; Nemacheilidae
Gene: sult3st2
Product: sulfotransferase family 3, cytosolic sulfotransferase 2
Exons: 6
Coding region: 1-888 (295 amino acids)
Biological process (GO): sulfation
Cellular component (GO): cytoplasm
Molecular function (GO): sulfotransferase activity
Source: RefSeq, a predicted model, not a curated record
AUGGCUCAGCAGGAAUACAAGAAACUUAGUGACAAAUUCUUCACAUACAAAGGAAUGGUGUUUCCUAUAGAUGAGACGUAUGAUCUUACCACAGAUAUAAUUGACAGUUUAAAGGAUUUUGAAAUAAGAGAUGAUGAUGUCUUUGCUGUUACCUUUCCAAAAUCUGGUACGGUUUGGACCCAACGUAUUAUUACUUUACUCUAUGAGGAAGAUUUCCCUGACAAAGCAAAUGAAACCACGUUCCAGCAGAUGCCUUGGCUGGAGUUUCGGGAAAAGGACGUGGAUUAUGAGUCCCGUCCAUCUCCAAGACUGUUCGCAUCUCAUUUACACGAGCACAUGGUGCCCAAAGGAUUGGAAGAAAAAGGAAAAAUUAUCUACGUGAUGAGAAACCCUAAAGAUGUCUUGGUGUCUUAUUUCCAUUUUGCUAAUAAAAUGAAGAACCUGGAAUCUGUCGAAAGCUACGACGAGUUGCUGAAUAAGUUCUUCACAGGAUGGAUGCUCGGUGGAUGUUGGUUCGAUCACAUCAGAGGAUGGAUCUCAAACAAAGAGAAAUACAACAUCUUGAUCCUGACUUAUGAAGAGAUGAUCAAGGACCUCAGAUCCGCCGUUGUGAAAAUCUGUGAGUUUGUGGGGAAGAAUCUGUCAGAUGAAGCGAUUGAUAAAGUGGUUGAAAGGGCCACUUUCAGCAACAUGAAGAAAGACCCCAAAGCCAACUACGAAUUCCUCCCUGAGAACAUGACUGACCAGCCAAAAGGACUUUUUGUGCGAAAAGGAACAGUUGGAGACUGGAAGAACUCGUUGACCGUAGCACAAAGUGAGCGCUUUGACAAGGUUUACUACGAUAGAAUGAAAGAUCUUCAUCUGGAAGUUAACUGGGACUUACACUGA